This is a messenger RNA of Rhopilema esculentum, 5541 nucleotides long. RefSeq names its product small subunit processome component 20 homolog. Gene Ontology annotation, cellular component: small-subunit processome; 90S preribosome; nucleolus. Lineage: Eukaryota; Metazoa; Cnidaria; Scyphozoa; Rhizostomeae; Rhizostomatidae. The record is from RefSeq and is a predicted model, not a curated record.
AUGUAUAAAGCUUACCUACAGCUUCUAAUGCAUCGGGAAAAUGAAAUACAACAGCAUGUUUAUAACUGCCUGAAGACGUACAAGUUUCCUUACUUGAAACCUUAUGAGGAGCAGUUUGAUAAGCUGUUGCAAGAUAAUACUUUCAAAGAUGCGCUUACGCUUUUUGCAGCUGGAGAUGAAGUAGAAAUGGUCAAGAAAGACCACCGAAAUGAUGUCAUUAAUAUUCUUAUCAGGUUGCUUUAUGGUAAGUUGCAGAGGCGAUCAGGACUCGGAGUUAGUGGUAAAUCCAGCCAAUCAGCAAGAAGGAACAUAAUCAUCAACUUCAUUUCUUGUUGCCCGGAGGAAGAGCUUACUACCUUCGUCAACUUAAUAACCGAACCAUUUAAAGACAGCAAGAAGGACAGCAUACAUGAAGUAAUUCCACUACGAAAGCAAAUUGGCUUUCUCCAUAUGCUGCAUACAAUUCUGACAAGACUGAGUGGCCUCAUCGUUCCACAUGUCGAUCAUUUGCUGAAAACUCUUCUCGAUAUUCUUGAGAAAUGCCAGAUGUGCCUUGAAAGACGCAACCAAAUAAACUCGACCUUCAUCGGACAGCUGAAAUCAAUUCGACAGUUGAGUAUCUCAAGAAUCACAGAGUUUUUUGAAAUAUUGCCUGAUUUUGAUUUCUUGCCGUAUGUCGACAUGAUCUUCAUAAAUGCAGUGAUGCCACAGAUUUCUCGCCUGCAUCAAGAGUCGCAACAACACCCUUCACCUCUGUUAAAGCUCCUUUACCAUUGGAGUACGUCACCCAAGUAUUAUGAGUGGCUGAAUAAAGAUCUAAGAUGCUUUCACAUCAAAGCAUCGUCACUACAAACAGAGGAGGCAGGUGCUUUACGCGAGACCACUGUUGUGCCAGUUUCAAAUGAUCUGCAGACAGAAACUCCCCUGCGCUUUAUACUUAAGAUCCUGGGCGUUAAAGACAAAUCGGAAACUGUUGUAAAGAUGUUGAUGAAAAUGGUGCAAAGUAUUAUUCAAAUGAAAGCAAAUGGUGAUGAUGAUGAUGAUGCCAUUGAGGGUGUAGAACGAGGGGAUAAUGCAUUACGAAGUUCUGCGCUAAAGAUGAUUGAUGGCCACAUUGAUAAUCUGCUGAACCAUCUCUUCGAAGCAGUCAAACGGAAGACAGGAGCACAGCUAUCCAAGAUCAAAGCUAAAGACGAAACCUUUCAAGCAGAACUGAGCGUCUUGGCUCUUAUUAGCUCAUUUGUGACAGAUCCCUCGCAGUGCCAAACAGUUGUUUCUAUUUUAUUUCCAACACUGAAAUGGAUAAAAAAUGAAACUGAUCAAGUUAAUACGUUAAUCACUGUGAAGAACCUUGUAAAGCAUUGUGGAAAUACACGACAGAUAGCCGUCGAAACGAUGAAUUUGUUUAUGAGUCUAAAGGAAAGAAAACCAAGGACUAUUCUCUGUGAAUUGUUUCAGGUUGUAUUUGAUUCGUCCGAAAUAUGCUGCAUCAUUCGUGACAUGAAUUCUUGGGAUAAGAAGUUUGUUGAUGAACCUGAUUUCGAACUACGUUUCCAAGCAUUCAGCAGGGCAACAUCGAUGCUCAAAGCAGUAGAUCUCUCAAGCAAGCAAAUCAAGCCAGUUUUAGCCAAUUGCUUGUACUUUUCAUUGGAAGUUCAGGACAUGUCGUUGAGGGACGUGUCCAUCAGUUUCAUUAUCCAUAUGAUUGAUUUUAUCAAAGCUAGUGGCAGUAGGGUCGUUGUCGAUGAUUUGCUAACUGGGCUGCUUUUGCCUGUUGUCAGAAAGGCUGUGAGGUCCAAGAAUGAGAUUGUGCGAGGCGAGUACACCAAGAUUCUCUCAAGGGUUGUUAAACAUAUCGACGAGUCUUCGGUUUCGGAUAUGAGAAUUUUAACAAACGAAGAUCCAGAAGUUGAUUUCUUUGAGAACGUCAGGCACAUACAGAUGCACCGCAGAAUUCGAGCUGUUAGACAUCUAGCACAGCUGUCGAAAGAAGGAAAGCUAAAGCAAAAUUCCCUCUAUGCCUUUCUGCUUCCACUCAUCAGCAAUUUUAUCUUCGAUAACGUGGCAUCGAAAGACCAUAACCUUGUCACGGCAACCAUAGAAGCAAUGGGAGCUAUCGUGCAUGCUUUGCCCUGGCAGCGGUAUUCUCAUGUCUUGAGAAAUUAUUUACGUCUAUUGCCAAAAGAGAAAGCCAAAAAGAAAAUAAUCAUAAGAGUUGUUGUUGCUGUUCUGGAUGCUUUCCACUUCGACAUGACGAUGUUAAGUGACGAUGAUAUCAAGCCAGCGCCACAUUCAGGGGAAUUGCUAUUGGAUUUUAUAGAAAAGGUGAAUCAGAAAAAGGUGGCAGAAGGAAUUCAAGACCUGGACAAUGGAGCUAUCAUAAAGGAGAAUGAAAAUGCAGUAGAAGACGAAGAUAACGAGGAUGAAGAUGAAGCUGACAUGGCAGACAAUAAUCAUGAUCAAGAUUGUAAAAAAAAUGAAUCUACAUCAGCGAUGAAAAUACACAAGACUAUUCUGACAACAAUUUUGCCACAGCUGCAUAAAUCUCUCGUCAAGAAGUCCUUUGUUGAAGAUUUCCAUCGCAAGUCACGGAACAAGGAGAUUGACGAUGACGCGGUGCUUCGGGUACCGAUUGCACUUGCCAUUAUCAAACUUCUACAGAAGCUUCCCAAAUCAACAUUACACGAACAGCUGCCCGGUGUUCUAUUACGUGUUUGUCAGACCUUGAAAAGCAGAGCCCGAGAAGUCAGAGAAACAGCUCGGGAGACAUUAGUGCAUAUAGCAUCGUCGCUUGGCCCAGAGUACUUUCCUUAUGUGCUCAAAGAAAUGAAAUCGACUUUGCAACGAGGCUAUCAGUUGCAUGUAUUGGCGUUUACACUUAAAUCAAUAUUUGACGCCCUGUUUGAUCAACUGAAGCCGGGUGAUUUGGAUCAGUCUCUUGCAAGCAUUAUUGAGGUUAUGAUGCAAGAUGUGUUUGGAAAUAUUGCUGAAGAGAAGGAAGUUGAAGGGAUAACUGGAAAGCUUCAUGAAGCCAAGACGACCAAGAGCUACGAUUCCUUUGAAAUAGUGUCACAGUUUGUAUCUCCUGCAUCCUUGGGAAACCUUUUAAAGUCAGUGAGAGUGCUGCUAGAGACCUCUCAUACACACAAGGUGAGCAACAAAGCCAAAGAAGUGCUGCGGAGAAUCGGUGUUGGCUUGCAAAAGAAUUCCUCGUUGUCUUUGACUGAUCUCUUGGUCUUUAUUCAUCAAACACUUUCGGGUUUGCAGCCUGUUAUUAUGGAGAGUAAUUCUAAAGAAUUAAGGAAGGAAAAAGAGGGGGAAGAAUUCAGAAGACAAGAUAUAUAUCUAGUUAAAAAGGAGCCUGGGCGUGGACAGAAGAUUGUUGAACACGAUAAAAAGGCCAAUUUGCAUCUUUUAGGAGAGUUUUGUCUGCAGUUGUUGCAUUCAUUUCUGAAAAAUCAAAAGCUGAUGCCCUCAAACCAGGAACACAUAAGAAUGCUUGAUCCGUACGUGACAGUUCUUAUUCAAUGCCUCAAAUCAAAGUACAAUCGGAUUAUAAUACUUGCUGCCAAAUCCAUGGCUCUUUUGAUUCGUUUCCCCCUUCCGUCGCUUCAAACCAACACGAAAACUUUAGCUACAUUGCUGUUCAAACUACUGAAGAAUUACGCAAGAAUUGGCGCUGGAACGGGGGACAACUACGAGCUUGUUCUAUCAACAUUUAAGGCUAUGACGGUCAUUAUCCGGGACAAUAAACACUAUAAAGUGACAGAAGAACAAUUGAAAAUCUUGCUUGCAUUCGUUGAAGAGGAUGUUUAUGACUACACAAGACAAGCGACAGCAUUCCCUUUGUUGAAGGCAAUUUUAUCACGCAAGUUAAAUGCAAAGGAGAUUGUUGAUGUUAUGAAAAAAGUGGCUGAGCUUUCAGUUACCAGUGAAUCGGAUUCGGUACAGCUUCAAUGUCGACAGCUGAUGUUGCAGUAUCUUCUUGAUUACCCACUUGGAAAGAACAUUGAAAAACAUCUUCAGUUUUAUGUUUCUAACUUAGGGUAUGAUAUUGAAAGUGGGCGACGAUCUGCGUUGGAGAUGAUGGCCGUUUUGAUAAAAAACUUUCCGGAAGAACGCAUUAAUGAAUACUCCAGCUAUUUCUAUUUUCCUCUUGCCAUGCGGCUGAUCAAUGACGAAUCUGCUCUCUGUCGAAAAUUAUCAAAUGCUGUUCUGAAGACUUUGUUACAAAGGACUAACGCCGAGAAGAGGACAGAACUCCUUGAGCUGACUUUGAAAUGGCUGCAGCAGGAAAAGGUAUCGGUGCAAAGGCUUGCUAUGCAGAUUAUUGGAAUAUUUGCUGAAGUUGAAGGAGCAGCAUUCGAGAAAAGGCUGUCUGCAAUAUUACAAAGUAUAAACAGUGCUAUUAAGCCAUCAUCAUACACAGCCCCUGAUGAUUAUGAUGAUCAGUCCAAUGAGAUGAAAUCAAAGGAUCAGUUUCUUUUCAAUACGUUGACUGCCCUCAUGAAAAUUUUUCAAAACUGUGACGUCAUCAGGAAGAUUUCGUUUCAAGAAUCUUUAACUGAGAUUUGGGGCAGCAUCCAGGCUCAUUUGCAGUACCCACAUACCUGGGUGCGUCUGGUAUCUAGUCAGUUAUUUGGUUUCCUUUUUGCUUCGUGGCCCCCUUCUGAACUUGUUACGUUUUCAAGAGAAGGUGCUGCAAACCGAUUCUAUAUCACGGAUGAUCUUCCGUCCAAGGUAAAACUUCUUUGCAAGGAUUUUUGUGACCAAUUAAAAUCGGAGAACCUGAGCCAAGAAUUUGGGGAACAGAUCACCAAGAAUCUAAUUUAUUUGAUAAAGCUGAUAAAUUUGUCAAGCCAAGAUUUUAAGGUUGCAAAUGGAGCUGAUGCAAACUCAGUAGAAGAAAAAGGGGGCAAAGGCGAUGGCAGUGCCAGCACACUGUCUACAUUGCGAUGGCUUCUGAACAAAUUAUCCAAUUUAGCAAGCUUUGAAGCAUCGCAAGAGCAAAAGGCUCAAAUCAAGCGAAUGUGCGUAUUUCGAUGCUUGGCUGCUGUUUCGAUUGACCUUGGAAAAGAUGGUAUCACCCCGUACAUAUCAGAGAUUCUGAAACCCCUUCAUAGAGAGCUUGUCAGUUCUUCACCAGAGUCAGAGUUGUACAAGUUAGCAUUAGAGGUUAUAGAAUUGAUCAAAGAAGUUGUUGGAAAGGAGGUUUUUGCAGAGAUAUAUGCCAAAGUUCAGAGGAAAGUAUCCGAGAAAAAGGAAUUCAGAAAAAGAAAAAAUGCAGAAGAGGCUGUUGUUGCCCCUGAGAAGUUUGCAAAGAAGAAACAGAAGAAGAAUCUCCAAAAAAGAGAUCAGAGAAAGCGAAAACUGAUCGAAAAAAAGCCAUCUUUGCUGAAAGGCAAUAAAAGAACAAAGAAUCAACCAAUUUAACCAAACUAUAUCGGGUCAAAUUCUAUAUUGCCAUUUUCCUAAUAAGCAAUUUCUUUUUUCUUUGAAAUAUUUAAUAGUUUUUUCGUCAAAAUAUUCUUAUCUUUGGUA